Megalops cyprinoides (Indo-Pacific tarpon) is the source of this 2264-nucleotide messenger RNA. Its product is annotated as GTPase IMAP family member 8-like. The record is from RefSeq and is a predicted model, not a curated record. The transcript is spliced from 6 exons. NCBI's taxonomy places the organism in Eukaryota, Metazoa, Chordata, Actinopteri, Elopiformes, Megalopidae. Bases 131 to 1924 code for a protein of 597 amino acids. Gene Ontology annotation, molecular function: GTP binding.
UCUUUAUUUUCUAAAACUGUCCUCCCGUUCACAUAUGACCUUAAGCUGAAUGUUUACGAAGACUUUUCGUUUUGGACCUCUACGAGGUGAAAGCUGUAUUGGCUGAAAUCAGAGAGAGGGAGAGAGAAAGAUGGCCACAACCUCCCAGUCAGAGCUGAGGAUCGUGCUGCUGGGGGAGAGCCGGGCUGGGAAGAGUUCAGCAGGAAACACCAUCCUGGGCAGAGAGGAGUUUGAUCCUGAAAGACGUACUGCAGAGUGUGUGAAGCGACAGGGUGAAGUAGCUGGGAGGCAGGUCACGGUGGUCGACACACCAGGCUGGUGGAGGAAGUUUUCUACAAAGCACACACGACAAUUGGAUAAACAGGAGAUUGUGCGCAGUGUGUCUCUGUGUCCCCCAGGACCCCACGCUCUCCUGCUGGUCAUUAGUAUGCAAGUUACAUUCACAGAGACCAACAGGAGAUCAGUGGAGGAACACCUGGAGCUUCUCCCUGACAGAGUCUGGAGACACACGAUAGUACUGGUCACCAAAGGCAAUUAUCCAGGAGACACAACCAUUAACCACCACAUUGAAAGAUCAGGGGAGGCCCUACAGUGGGUUUUGGAGAAAUGUGGAAACAGAUAUCAUGUUCUCAACAACAAGAAUGGAGGUGACAUCACUCAGGUCACACAGCUGCUGGAGAAGAUAGCAGAAAUGGUGGCAGGAAACAGUAACUGUCAUUAUAAAAUUGAUCAACAGAUUUUACAGGGGGUGGAAGACCAUAGACAGGCAGUGGAAGAGAAAGCAAAACAGAGGCUGAUGAAGAUGCAAAAGCAGAGAGAGAAACUCAGAGUGCUCUUUAAAGGGGAGAUGCACUGUCUCUCAGAGCUGAGGAUUGUGCUUCUGGGGGGGAGAGCAAGUGGGAAGAGCUCAGCAGGAAAUACCAUCCUGGGCAGAGACAUAUUUUCUCAGAGAAGACGUACUGCAGAGUGUGUGAAGAGACAGGGCAAAGUAGCUGGGAGGCAGGUCACUGUGGUCGACACACCAGGCUGGUGGAUAAAUUAUUCUGUACAAGAAAAUACAGAGCUGGUUAAACAGGAGAUUGUGCGCAGUGUGUCUCUGUGUCCCCCAGAACCCCACGCUCUCCUUCUGGUUAUUCCUGCUCUUAUAUCAUUUCAAGAAACAUACAGGAGAUCAGUGCAGGAACACCUGGAGCUUCUCAGUAAGACAGCCUGGAGACACACUAUAGUGCUGUUUACUGGAGGAGACUGUCUAGGAAACACAACCAUUGAGCAGCACAUUGAGACUGAAGGGGAGGCCCUCCAGUGGGUUAUAGAGAAGUGCGGGAACAGGUAUCAUGUUCUUGGCAAUAAGAGCAGUAGUGAUGGCACUCAGGUCACAGAGCUGCUGGAGAAGAUAGAGGAGAUGGUGGCAGGAAACAGUGGCUGGCCUUUCAUUAUAGAGUCAUACCAGGAGGUUGAAGAAGAAUGUGAUCGGUUAAAGGAGGAAUUACGUAAGAGAAACAAAAUGGAUGAGAAAAUUAAAAAGCUGCUGAAAGAGUUAGCUGAAGAUCUGGAUUCAUCUGCACGGCCAGUCAGAAAGUGCCACAGCAUGGAAGGACUUCCCCCACGCAUGAGUGAAAAAAUCAGCAGUUGUGGGCAGACAGACAGAGGAGCACUCAUCCAGAGAGAGAGAGAGAUUAAAGAGAAGGUCACAGAAAUCAUGGAGGAGCUGGGCGGAGCUUCUGACACAUCUUUCCUGCCUGUCAGGAAAUGUCGUAGCGUGGACUGCGAUAUCAACAUGACGGAAGAGACUCCAGGCUCAUCAGAAGACCACAGUGACAGACUGAGAGCUGGGAAUAAGUCUGCAUCCAUGAGUUCUGUCAGGAGUUCGGGGGCAGAUUCGGGAAUGGGUUCUGUAUAUAGUUUAUACAGCAUCAAGGAGUGAUGCCCAAAGCUGUGAGGAAAUCUGCAAGGGCCUAUUUUACAGGCAUCUCUUCAUUUAUAAAACAUUUUCCCCCAAUAAUCAUCCCCUGACUCAGAAAGAGUUCUCACAUAAGAUCCACUCUCAUCCCCGCCUCUCUACACUGGUCUUCUGGACCUGCCCCCUUAGUUUCCAGUUAGUUAAGUUAGUUUUAAGGUCUUACAUGGUUUAACCCCUGAACACCCAGCAGAGCUGCUGAUUCCCUGUCACCCUGAACUCUGAGGACAGCUGUAAAUAGCCUUCAUAACACCUUCAGUUUAGUGUUUAAGGCAUUAUUAAUCUUGUAAAUACUGUAAAUAUCCUU